CGACCAAAGCGGGAAACUGGAAUCUCGAGCUUGCGGCAGCUUUGUACACUUGGAGUUGCGCAACACGAAGUCGGCCAUGGAGACGAACCGGGACGAGCAAGUCGCGCUGAUCCGCGGCCCGGACCACAUGGAGAUCCUCCAGAAGUCCAUGAGCAAGGCCAAGAUCGAAGGGUACCACAUGAGCAGUGGAAGGACCACCGGAUUCAAGCCCCUGGGAAGAGACUACGCGAAGAACCCUGGGUCCUCGAGCGCUCUGGCCAUCAUGCGCGGCUUCCGGGGACCCCAAGGUCCUCCAUCGGUCAUACCGAUCGAGCAAAGCCCGGCGACGAUCGAUAUUACACAAGUCGGCGCCGAAAUCAUCGAGCGCAACAAGAAGAAGACGUUCGAGAUGCUAGAGAAAAAGCCGUCGCUGUCCUCAAUCCAUGCAAGUGUGACGACGACCAAAGCUCCGUCAACGAGAAACAUGCCCGACCACGAUAUGGGCGAAGACUUGGACGAAAUUCUCGGGGCCGUGGAUCUCGACGAGAUGGUCGCGUCAGCGACGCACGCGACGAAGCCCUCGCAACGAAGCGAUUAUCGCAAGCCCCUUCAGACGACAAGCACAGCAUUCAGCGCGAUCCCGGCCAGCUCAACACCGUCAACGUCGUCGCGUGCCUAUCCGGCAAAUGUAUCUGCUGCAGCGCCGUCUUACGCUACUCCUUCGACGUACUCGGCGGCUCCAACAUCAACAUACACAGCUCCCACUCCUUCAACCUUCGCACCAUCAGGAAGCUCGUAUGCUGGAUCAAGCAAACUCGCUUCAUCGCGCUCGAUGGCAGUCAGCGACAACCAAGGUAACCUCGAAGCGAGCAUUCAAGCAACGCGAGCAAAACUCCGCCGGGUGCGCGAAGAGUGCGACGACGCAUCGCUCGAUGGUGAUGUCCCGUACGAGCUGGAGCGGCAACGAGAUGCGCUCGAGGCAGAACUAGCGUCCAAGAUCACGGCACUGCACGCACGAAAGGUUGCAGCAGCGUCCCAAGGACCGUCGCUGGAGCAGCUGCAAGACUCGAUCAAAGACGUCCGAGCGAAGCUUCGGCGAGUGCGUGAAGAGUGCGACGAUGCGUACCUCAUGGGCGAAGUGCCUGACGAGCUUGAGACGGAGCGCACCAAUCUAGAGCAGUCGCUUGCGCACUACAGCAAGCUCUACCGCGACGCGCGCAACGGGUCGACAUCUGCAACGCCCACACCAACGCCCGUGCCGACCCCGGCACCGACGCCGCGCGCCUACUUAUCCCCGACUCCAGCGCCAACGCCCCGCGCCUACGUGUCACCGACCGCACCUUACAGCCCGCCGUCUCCACGAUACAACAGCAGCAACAACUAUGAAAUGGCGCUCCGCGACACGGGAGGGUCGAGCCAAGUGCUCUGCAAGUGUGGGCGACCAACGACGGCGAAAAAGGUCGUCCACGGCCAGAACGCAGGUCGUCUCUACAACUCUUGCGAGUCGUGUGGCUUCCACAACUGGGCCGAUGGCGGCUCAUCCACAAACUCGAGCUCGUCGUUCCAGUCCAACCCAACGCACGACUUCAACGCGACGACAUCAGCUCCUUUGGCGAUGGAAGCUGAUCUCGCAAGCAAGAUGAAGCGCGCAAAGCACAUCCUACGCGACGUCUUUGGUCAUUCGUCGUUCCGUCCGGGGCAAGAGCGUGUCGUCCAGGAGGCACUUUUGGGGCACGACGUGUUUGUGCUCAUGCCCACGGGUGGCGGCAAGAGUCUCUGCUACCAGCUCCCGGCGUGCGUCGAUCCCGGCGUUUCGAUCGUCAUCUCCCCUCUUGUGUCGCUCAUUCAAGACCAAGUGCAGCAGCUGCAAGCACUCGACAUUGACGUAGCGCUUCUUAACGGCGACCAAGACUACGACUCUGUGCAGAAGCCCAUCAUCUCGCAACUCUUUUCCAACUCGAUACAGAUCAAGAUGCUCUACGUGACACCGGAGAAGAUCGCGUCGAGCGGUCUCUUGGGGAAGCUCUUCGAAUCGCUCGCGUCUCGCGGCAUGCUUGCUCGCUUUGUCGUCGACGAGGCGCACUGCAUCAGCCAGUGGGGCCACGACUUUCGGAAGGACUACAUGAACCUGGGCAAUCUGCGCUCGAAGUACCCCAACGUGCCCAUCAUGGCGCUCACAGCAACGGCCAACGGACAGACGGAGGCAGAUAUCGUCAAGAACCUGCGUCUGGCCAAGCCUUUUGUGACUCGAUCGAGUUUCAAUAGACCCAACUUGACGUACGACGUGCGCCGCAAGACAUCCAAGUUCAUGGAAGAGAUGUGCAACUUUGUUCGCGACCGCAUCGACGAGUCGGGCAUCAUUUACUGCUUGUCAAAGAAGGACUGCGAGACGACAGCCAACAAGCUCAUCCAGACUCUUGGCUACGAGGGAACGUCUCGGGCCAAGCAGAUUUCCUUCUACCACGCUGGGUUGGAAUCGGAAGACCGGUCCAAGCGUCACCACGAGUGGAGCAAGGGUCGCAUCAAGUGCAUUGUGGCAACGGUUGCCUUUGGCAUGGGCAUCAACAAGCCCGAUGUGCGAUACGUGAUCCACCACACUAUCCCCCAAUCAGUGACCCAUUACUAUCAAGAGUCGGGCCGCGCGGGUCGUGACGGGGAGCAGUCGACGUGCUUGCUCUACUACUCUUUCAAAGACAUGUCGCGUCGCCGCCACUUGAUCUCCCAAGACCGCGAGAACCCACAACACCGGAAUGUGCACUUUCAGAACCUGCGGCGCAUGGUCGAGUUUUGCGAAAACCAAGUCGAGUGUCGGCGCACGAGUCUCCUCGAGUACUUUGGCGAGCAUUUUUCCAACGCCAACUGCCACGAGACGUGCGACAACUGCAAGGCGCGUGGCAAAGGUGUUGCGUUCGAGCAGAAGGACGUCUCGGCCGACUGUCGCUUGCUGCACAAUAUUGUGCAACGUUCUGCGAGUGAAAACGAGUCGCUGACCGUCGUGCAGGCGUCGGCCGUGUUUAUGGGCUCGAUGGCAAAAGACAACCAGAAGCGACGUGCGUUCUACGAGAGCUUUGUCGAGUUUGGCGCGGGCAAGGGCCGUUAUGACCGCAGUGAAGUCGAGCGCGUUAUCUACAACAUGAUUCUGCGCCAGUUUCUCGACGAAGUGGAGAAGAAAAACACAAUGGGCUUCUCCUCCAACGUGCUCGUCGUCGGGCAACAAGCACGCAAACUAGUCCAAGGCGAGCGCGUCGAACUCGUGUACAAGACGAAGCGAAAGCCGCUCGUGGUUUCGGAGCAAGUUCCCGUGACCAAAAAGGACAAGCAAAAAAAGGCAUCCAAGGCCAAAAUAUCCAACAAAACAUCAGGGGCGGUGCCAGCGGCCUCGCUCGACGACGAUGGCGUCGAAGUCGUCGAGAUGUUCCCCGUCAUGCCCCGACACACUAAGCUCGCGGCACGGGUUCCGCUGCAUCAUGUCGAAGCGCUGCACCAGAUUUUGAUGGACUGGCGUGCGUCCGAAUGUGACAACUUUGACGUGAUGCCGUAUCACAUUUUGCCCACUGCCGGCAUCGUCGCCAUCUCCGAGGCCGUGCCCGUCUCCAACGCCGAGCUCAUGGCCAUCGAGGGUGUCGGUCGGACGCGCGUCAAGAAGUACGGUGCCGCCAUCAUCGAACUCGUGCAAAGCUACUUGACAAAGAACGGUCUUGUGCCUGCGCCGUUGCCCGAGGGGUACAUUACGGCCGAGAUGAUGCACGACGUCAAAGACACAAGCCCACCGAAAGCCUUGUCGGCGCCUGUUGCGAGACCAAAGGCCAAGUCGCCCUACUUCCAGAAAUCCAGCGCGGCUCCGACGUCAGAUGCGUACGAUGACAUGGAUUGGGCCAUGUUUGACGACACGGCCGACCUCGAAGCGACGUCCCACAAGCGUCCGAUUGAAACCAUCGACCUCAGCGGGGAGGCCUCCAAGAAGCGCAAGCUCCACCUCAUCGACCCCUACUAGCACUUCAUUCCUCACCGUUGUUUGCUCGCGGACUUAUUUGCUCGAAGUCGACAAAGAAAUCUUUAUUCUUUA
This is a messenger RNA of Saprolegnia diclina VS20, 4045 nucleotides long. RefSeq lists its product as hypothetical. The transcript has 13 exons. Gene Ontology annotation, molecular function: ATP binding; nucleic acid binding; four-way junction helicase activity. Bases 77 to 3973 code for a protein of 1298 amino acids. Gene Ontology annotation, biological process: DNA replication; double-strand break repair via homologous recombination. The record is from RefSeq and is a predicted model, not a curated record. Gene Ontology annotation, cellular component: cytoplasm; chromosome; nucleus. Lineage: Eukaryota; Oomycota; Saprolegniomycetes; Saprolegniales; Saprolegniaceae.